This is a messenger RNA of Phaeodactylum tricornutum CCAP 1055/1, 1776 nucleotides long. RefSeq lists its product with no specific name. The transcript has a single exon. The record is from RefSeq and is a predicted model, not a curated record. The coding region runs from base 1 to 1776 and encodes 591 amino acids. Gene Ontology annotation, biological process: transmembrane transport. NCBI's taxonomy places the organism in Eukaryota, Bacillariophyta, Bacillariophyceae, Surirellales, Neidiaceae. Gene Ontology annotation, molecular function: transmembrane transporter activity.
AUGACGCUUCCUCCGCUGUCAUCUUUGUGGACCACCAACACUCUCUUUGGAGAAACGCAACAGCUCAGUGCUCGUCGGCAGUAUCAACCACAGCAUCAAGAUCGAGACGACAAUCACGAUGGUCUUGAUUUCUCACGAAAUGAACGUCUUCGGGACGAUCCGGAUGUCCACAUUGGCAAGCGACACUCCUUGAAUAAAAUUAAUCAAUUUCUCUUCGGCUUCAUGUACGAAGACGAGAACGAGGAAGACGACGAUGAUGUUUUGUACCGAUCUACGGUAGAACCCUCGACACCACUAUGGAACCGACUCAACCUGUCAUUGUUCGGUAUACUCUGGUUGCUUUCUACGGCUGAAAUUAUUCCCGUUACGUUGGUGGUUUCCAUGUGCGAUAAUUUUGUGGAGGUAUCGGAUGGAACGUGGACCAGCGACGCUACGACGAUUCCGUCAACGACUGCCACUUCCGCUGCAGCACGCUUGGCAGCGGCUGCCGUUUUGGGCACGUCCAUGGGAAAACUGAUCAAUGGACCCUUGACGGACGUGUGGGGAGCCCGCCGAUCUUUAUGUGUUGCUUCCGGGGCCAUGGCGGUGGGUCUCGUCCUGCUGGCUACGGCAAUGACGCUCGACACUGCCGCGAUGGCUUGUUUUCUGGUGGAAUACGCUUACGCCAUAACGUGGCCGUGCUGUGUGGUGAUUUUGGCGACGCACUAUCGCGGAAACGCAUCCGGUAUGUACGAGGGAGGCAUCUACGUCACAUCACUCGCAUCCCGUUUGGGAGCCCUUACUGGUAUUCCCCUCGCAUCCGUGUUGUUGCGGCAUACAACAGAAGCAACAACAACAACAACAACAAUGGUUGGAUCCUCUUGGCGUUUGGUGGCUCUCUUGGCUGCAUGGAUUGCACUGGUUGCCUCGUCGGUGGUAUACUUUUAUGUUGCGGAUACACCAUCCCGAAAACACCAACCACAGAAUCCGCUAGACCCAGUGUGGCUCAACAAGUGGUUUCCCUCUUACGCCAACGGAAGUCGUCCUUUGACGCUUUCGACCACCUUACGACUGAUACCCUUUGUUGUACGCUACAACUUGGUUCCUUCCAUGAAGCAUGUACUGCGGAGUGGUACAUUCUGGAUGGUGGCCUUGGCGCACACGGGAUCGAGUAUGGUGCGCACGUCGGAACGAUUGAUCGGCACAUACUUGUCCGAUACGAGUAACGAUAGCCUCUCACACAACCGUGCCGGCGGCCUUGCCGUCUUUUUGUCGCUGGGGACCGUCAUAGGUUUGCUCGUGGCUGGGAAUCUCUUUGCUACUUUGCACGAACGCGCGCGCAAACGACUCGUCACUCGACUGUAUAUUCUCACAAUUAGUGCCUGCUACGUACUAGCCUUGUUGGCCAUUCCGGCCGUGCGGAAUACGUGGCAAGCACCGGAGCUGGUCACGACCUUUCAAGUCAUGGCCGUGGCUGUGGCCGGUUUCGGAAUUGCCGUACAAUUUUAUCAUAUUCCCGGUUUGGUCGGUGCGACCUUUGGCUGUGACAAAGGCUUGUUCGCGGCCUACGUCGACGGGGUUGCCUAUUUGUUUGCUUCGUACGUAUGGCGCCUAGUGAUUGGCAAGGCUGUCCAGGAUCCCGUCGAUGAUGACGGACUCGGGUGGGCCUACGGAUGGGCGGCGGUAGCCUUGUUGCUCAUCCUUUCGGCGGUGCUCAUGGUAGAGUUCAUGGAACACUACUUUUGUCGAUCACUUCAUCAACAGGGCGGGACUUACGAAACAAUUAUCUUUGCGUAG